Molecule: messenger RNA, 740 nt
Organism: Bombus huntii
Lineage: Eukaryota; Metazoa; Arthropoda; Insecta; Hymenoptera; Apidae
Exons: 5
Coding region: 1-519 (172 amino acids)
Source: RefSeq, a predicted model, not a curated record
AUGGCAGCUAAAAUAUGUUUCAAUGAGGCUUUGUACGAUGAAUCAAAGCUCAAGAAUUGUGAUACAACAACAUCGCAUUCUAGACAGGCACAGGAAAGAAUUCAAGAAUUUAAUAGAUUAAAACGAGCCAGACAACUUCUUGAUGCUAUUUCUCUUACAAAUGAAUUACUUGCAGAUGGUUCAAAUGUAGAAAUAUUGAGUCUUGCUAAUACAAUAAUAAAAAGAUUUAAAGUUUUGGGUGUAUCUAACAUAUCAUUAGAAAAUUCCAAUCAAAAUACAAGGACGUCUAUAUUCAAACCUCUUCAUACUGGUAUUUAUCACUGUUGUACUUUCUGUUCAAGUGGGGGUAAGAAAGAAGCCACUUGUGGCUGCAGAGGAAUUAUACCUGGUGGAUAUAAAGGUUGUGGCCAUGGUCAUAUUGGACAUCCUGGGGUAUAUCAUUGGUCUUGCUGUGGAUCAAUCCUACGUUAUGGAUGUUGCCUCUCUUUUCAAAAAAGUAUACAUCAACUGCUGUUUUAAUGAGCGGAUAGCACUCAUUACCAGACGAUACUGAAGAGGAUAAUGCGGAGGUGGAACUGUUGAAUUAGCAUUUGGUAAUUGAACAUCACAUAGAGGGCAAAUUUCGUAAUAAUUAUUUUGGCUGCUUUCCGAUUUAUUGUUUUGAGUUUUAAUACUUUUUGUAAAAUUAUAAAAUGCUGUGAAUGUAAAAGAGAGCAUAAUAAGAUCUCUGUUUUUGAAAA